CCAAUUCCCAUACCACCGCCAGGCGCCAGGCACCAGUCACCGCCCUCUUGAAUAUAACCAAGCUUGCCCCAUACCCUAUCUCAACCGCCCACCGCUUGUUGAAGCUGAGCCUACCACGGGCCAUUUGACGACUUUGCUUCUGCACGCACCCUUUUGGAUAGCACACGGCACAUCGAACCAGCCGCUUCAACCAUGGCCCGUCUCAGUGGCCUUCCCUCUGAACACCAUCACGAGGGCCCCGGUGACGCACCACGACGCAAACGCGGCCGACCCAAGAACCAGGCGCCGUCCGAAAACAUGACGUCCACUGGCAAGCGGACUGCCUCGCCGACCGCAGAGCUGUCGCACACGAAGCGCACGAAGCGUGUGCAGGUCGACGACGAGGAGGACCAGAUCGCAGAAGAAAUUCAGCAGUCCUUCGCCCGCUCGCAGCAAGGCGACACGAUCCACGUACAAACGCAGAGCAGCAGCACCACGACCCGCCGCCCUACUCGUCGCCACUCCGAGCCUCCCGUCACCGCUGAUAAUGAUGAUGAUGAUGACGAGGAUGAACUCGCACCACCAGCGUCAACAGAGCCCCCAGCAGGCUUGACCCCUCAUCUCGACCGCAUUGGCGCCUCUCGUAGUCGCUUCACCAACACGCGCCGUGCUCGCAUGUCGAUGCCCGCCCAGUUGCACAUCGAGCGUGUCGACGAGGAAGACGAAGACGGUACCCAGAUCCAAUACGCACCACUCACUGCCGUUCUCGAUAACCGCACGCGUCGCCGUCUCCGACGAAGCCACCUGAGCCAGGAGGUCAACGACUUCGAAGACAACCAGAAGCAGGACAAGAAGAUGCUGCUGGAGCUGCGUCGCCAGCUUCGCGCACAGGACGAGAAGAUUCAAGAUUUAGAGUACCGCCUCGAGGCUCGCCGGCUUGGAGCCAUUGAUAUCACCGACGAGAAUGCCGAGGAGCUAGAGAACCAGCUCGCGCAAGCCCGUGAUGAGAUCGACGAGCUGCGUGCGUCUUCGCUAUACAAUGGGGAUGUUGGCGAUGCUGACGAUGCCGUCGACAUGUAUGAAGACGAAGAAGAUGACCUGCUGCUGGUGAACCCGGAGGAGCUUCACAUGUCGCAAGACUUGGAACUCGAGCACACGCCCAACGGCAAGUAUGCCGCCCGUGUGCUAGAGUUGUCCAGCCAAGUCACCUUUAAAUCCCUGCCGGGCAUCGCGCAACUCAGCCACGACACCUUAGUAGAUGACGAAGAAAAAGUUGUGCCGGACAAGAUCCACGACCAGGCCGUUGAGCGCUAUGAGCGAGAAUUGCAGAACUACGUCAACAUGCUUGCCAAAUCGCAAGGUGCUCUCCGUGUCAUGACACUCGAGCUACAGAACCUCCACGUCAUCGAUGCUGGCGCUCCAACUGAUGAGAUUCUGCUCCAGUUGCGACACGGCUUUGAGACUCUUCGCGCCGAUAUUGAGAAGUUUUUCCCAGACACCACCAUUGGCCUCACGAACCAGGAGCUUCUUCGCAAGGUCCCUGAUCUAUUCAGUGGCAUCUUCUUUGAGCUGCGCGGGAAGCUCACUCAGCUUAACACCUCCCAGAAGACUGAGGUGCGGUUACGGCGUCAGUACGAGGGUGUCCUGGACCUUCUCGGUGAGUCUGACGAACGGGUGCAACGGCUACAAAAGGAGGUCUACAGCUUGGACAAGAGCAACGAGGAUAAGCAGCGGACGAUUCUUGACCUCGAGGAGCACGUCGCUACGUUGACGACAUUGACCAGGGACCAGGAGGCUGAGCUCACAAACAACGACGUCCAGAUUCAUGGUCUCCAGGACGAGAACGAAGACAAGGAGACCGCUCUGGAGCGUCUUGGUACUGCUCUCGACAAGUUACGCGAGGAGCUCGACACGGCCAACGCGACUAUCGCUGACUUGGAGCAAAACCAUCUUGACACGAUUACUCGUAUGGAGCAAGAGCAUGCCGAAGCUGUCCAGGAUCUCCAACGUGAACUUGGUGUGGAGACGAAGGGCCGCGAUGACGCCGAGGCUGAUGCUCUGCAAAAGGGACAAUAUAUCGAAGAGCUAGAAGGCCGUAUCACCCGCAUGGAGUCUGACGUUGAUGACAUCACUACCGAGAUGACAACACUUCGCGAGCGGCUUACAACACAGACAGAGGCUCGUGAAGAUGCCGAAGGUCAGCGCGACCAGCAGGUUGAGAUUGUGUACCAGCAUGCCAACACAAUCGAGAACCUGAACGAGACUGUCAUUGCGCUCAAGGAGCAAAUCGCCGAGUUCCGAGAGAAUCUUACAGCUGAACGCUCUCAGCGCGAGAAGACUGAGGCGGAUCUCGAUGAGGCCAACGAGAAGAUCGAAGAUCUCAACGUGCGUCUUCAUGAUACAGGUCUCCAGGCGAACGAGCUUCGGUCCAAGCUAUUCCAAGUUCAACAGGAGAAAGAGAAUACGAUUGCUGAGCUUCAAGAUGACGCCCAAGAGCGCGAGGAUGACUUGAACGAACAACUCACAGCCGAGACGGUGGUCCGCGAGACCGCUGAGGCAACCAUCGCCACGUUGAGUCAGCAGAUCGCAAACCUCCAGGAGAGCCUUGCUGCAGUUGAGAACAACCUCGUCGUCAUGACGGUGGCUCGAGAGGAACUCGAGCAAGAUCGUGAUACCCAAGUUGCAGCUCUUGCCGCUCAACUCGCAGACCUGAAAGUCAAGUAUACUGCGCUGGAGAACUCCACCAACUCCACGAUCACCUCCCUCCAGGCCAACAUCACCGAUCUAAACAACCAAGUUCAGCGUCAACAAGCCGAGAUUAAGCGUCUUGUCGAGGAAGUUGCUGAGAAGGAUCGCGUCUACCUGGAGGAUACGACAUCACUCAAGGAGAAGAUCGAAGGCCUCGAGGUCAAUCUCGAAGCCCAGGAGGCCGAGAAUGAGGGCUAUCGGAGGGAGAAUACUUCGCUCUCCAAGCGCGUUGAGGCUGAAGCGAACGAGCUCCUUAAUAUUGUGGGUUCGCAUACAGAGCAGAUCACUUCGCUCCAGUCUGUUAUCUCAACGCAAGAGGCCACGAUUAAGAACCUGCAAUCUGCAUCUGCUCAGCGCACUGCCGAGUUCGAGGAGACUAUUGACGAACGCGCCCGCGAAAUCACAGAGCUCCAGCUCAUGGGCGAUGCCCGCGCCGAAACCAUUGCCCUUCUUGAGGCCCAGAUUGCCACUCUCAAAGACCGCUUCGAAGCUACAGAGCAAGAUACGCGCGUCACCAUCGACGCGCUCUUGCUCUCACAGCGCCAACUUCAAGACCAGAACGAGAAGCUCGCCAACGCCCUCAAAGCACGCAAUGCCGAGGCUCUGAAGAUCGUGCAAGAGAUGAAGCUCAAGCGCGUGGAGGUCAAGACGCAGGGUGUCGAUCUUCAUCGUGUUGCUACGGGAAAAGUCGCAAAGACGAGCGAGAAGGUCAAGAUUGGAAAGAAGGGAAAGAAGAAGGUUGCGAAGCGCCAGUGGGAUUCUGGCUUUGGCGUUGACGAGAACAUCGAGGAUGGCGACGAGGUGAAUGGCGAGGAUCCAAUUGCCGCGUAGAAAGCUUCGCGGUUGGAGAGGGUAUUCUUGAUGGAUGCGAAAUUUUGCUUCCUGGUUUUUACAUACACAUUCACGCUGUUUUGGGACAGCUUUACAUUUGGACAUGGGGGGACUGUCGGGCAUCCUUUUUUUGGCAACAGAUUGAGCCCUUGGGAACUGACACGAUAUUGCACGACUGG
Messenger RNA from Cucurbitaria berberidis CBS 394.84, 3737 nucleotides. RefSeq lists its product as uncharacterized. Bases 193 to 3558 code for a protein of 1121 amino acids. The record is from RefSeq and is a predicted model, not a curated record. Lineage: Eukaryota; Fungi; Ascomycota; Dothideomycetes; Pleosporales; Cucurbitariaceae. The transcript has 2 exons.